Molecule: messenger RNA, 1933 nt
Organism: Dacryopinax primogenitus
Lineage: Eukaryota; Fungi; Basidiomycota; Dacrymycetes; Dacrymycetales; Dacrymycetaceae
Product: vacuolar protein 8
Exons: 9
Coding region: 12-1793 (593 amino acids)
Biological process (GO): vacuole inheritance; nucleus-vacuole junction assembly
Cellular component (GO): fungal-type vacuole membrane
Molecular function (GO): protein binding; protein-membrane adaptor activity
Source: RefSeq, a predicted model, not a curated record
CCUUGCUGACCAUGGGUAACGUCGCUAGUGCCUGUAAAACAUGCUGUGGCCUACGCUCCCCCAAAGCGCAGGGGUAUGAGCCCCUGUUGCUGGAGAAUGAGCGCGAAGCUGUUGCGGACCUAUUGCAAUACCUUGAGAAUCGAACUACAACUAACUUCUUCACUGGGUCCCCAUUGGCAGCCCUCACAAUUCUUUCAUUUUCAGACAACGUCGACCUUCAGCGAAGUGCAGCUCUCGCCUUCGCCGAGAUUACCGAGAAGGAUGUCCGCCCCGUUGGGCGUGAUACCCUGGAUCCUAUCUUAUUUCUUCUUGGAAGCCAUGAUACAGAGGUGCAGAGAGCAGCAAGCGCAGCGUUGGGAAAUCUAGCAGUUAAUGUCGAGAACAAACUUCUGAUAGUUAAGCUCGGUGGUCUAGAGCCUCUCAUCCGCCAGAUGCUCAGCUCGAACGUCGAAGUUCAGUGCAAUGCCGUCGGUUGUGUGACAAAUCUGGCGACGCAUGACGAGAACAAGACGAAAAUUGCCAAAUCUGGCGCUCUGGUUCCUUUGACGCGGCUGGCACGGUCGAAGGAUAUGCGUGUACAGCGGAAUGCGACUGGUGCUUUGCUCAACAUGACCCAUUCAGAUGAGAACCGACAGCAACUCGUUAACGCCGGUGCCAUUCCUGUUCUCGUCGGUCUUUUGAGCUCGCCUGAUACCGACGUGCAAUAUUAUUGCACCACUGCUCUGAGCAACAUUGCGGUCGACGCGAAUAACCGCAAGAAGCUUGCUCAGACCGAGCCGAAAUUAGUUCAGAGCCUUGUCGCGCUCAUGGAUAGCCCAAGUCUCAAGGUCCAGUGCCAAGCAGCGUUGGCGCUGCGCAAUUUGGCGAGCGACGAGAAGUACCAACUCGAGAUCGUCAAGGCUGACGGCCUUCCCCCCCUCCUUCGACUCCUCAACUCUUCGUUCCUUCCGCUUAUCCUAUCUGCUGCUGCCUGUGUUCGUAACGUUUCCAUCCAUCCGGCCAACGAAUCGCCUAUCAUUGAAGCUGGUUUCCUCCUCCCUCUAAUUGACCUGCUCUCUUAUGAGGAAAAUGAGGAAGUUCAAUGUCACGCUAUCAGCACCUUGCGUAACUUGGCAGCUAGCUCGGAGAACAAUAAAGGAAAGAUCGUUGAGGCAGGUGCGGUGGACAAAAUCAAGAAGCUCGUGCUGGACGCGCCUCUGCUGGUACAGAGCGAAAUGACCGCUUGCAUUGCAGUUUUGGCAUUGAGUGAUGAACUGAAACCACAGCUACUGGAAAUGGGAAUCUGUGAGGUUCUCAUUCCCCUGACUAAUUCCAGCAGCGUCGAAGUGCAGGGCAACAGCGCGGCCGCGCUAGGAAACCUCUCGUCGAAACCGGAGAACGGACGUUCAACUGCCGAUGAUUACAGCGCAUUCAACGAUGUCUGGGACAAACCUGACGGAGGCUUGCAUGCCUACUUGUACAGGUUCCUCUCCAGCACGGACGCCACUUUCCAGCACAUCGCCGUCUGGACUAUUGUACAGCUUCUAGAAUCCGGAGAUGAGACGCUUCUCCGUAACAUCAAGUCAUCUAAGCUCAUUAUGCCGCACAUCCAGCAGCUUGCAGUAUCCCAAGCACCAACACCCGCUUCUGGAUCACCUGGAUCGGAUGCUGGCGGAUACUCCGAGGAGGGCGAGGGCGAGGGUACUGGGGAGAUUGCUACGCUCUCCCGCCGAAUCUUGGAGUUGACAGAUGCAGCAGAUGAGGAUUUGCGCAAGAGUGUACACAGUGCGCUGGGUGCUGCGAAGGACGCGUAAUGGUGAAAUAGUGGAUGGACUUCAUUUUCGAUUUCCUUUUUUUUCCAUUUGUUUACUCGCACUUAAUACCCUGUAGCUUUCUAUGAUUCUUUUCUUCGCUCAUGUCCUCAUGAUAACACGUUCACAGUGACAAGUUUACG